Rubroshorea leprosula is the source of this 1376-nucleotide messenger RNA. The record is from the annotation of a GenBank genome assembly. Lineage: Eukaryota; Viridiplantae; Streptophyta; Magnoliopsida; Malvales; Dipterocarpaceae.
AUUACCAAAAUGGGAUGUGGAAACGAGUUGGCAUGGUCAUAUGUAAUCCACGUUAGGUGAUUCAUAGAGGAUUUAGUAAGGAGAGCAGUUGAUUUUCAGAGCUCUUGCUAGCAUAAAUCCCAGGGACAACUAGUGAGUUCUUCACCGCUAAUACUAACUCAUCAAUGGCUUUCUUCACGGUUAAUCUAGGUUUCCUAAUAACGGUUUUCCUUUCGGCCACGUUCUCCAGAGCUCAUCCUGGUCUUGGGUUUGGCUGGGGUGGAGGAAGCGGAACUGGUGGGCAUGGCCAAUUUGGUGGCGGAGCAGUUGGUCUUUUUCCUCAGUUCUAUCAGUUCUCUUGCCCUCAAGUCAAUGACAUUGUGAUGUCAGUGCUGGAGAAGGCCAUUGCAAGAGAUCCUAGGAUGGCUGCGUCUUUGCUCCGGCUUCACUUCCACGACUGCUUUGUCCAGGGUUGUGACGCAUCUGUGUUGUUGGACGACAGUGCAACAAUAGUCUCAGAAAAGAAGUCAGGACCGAACCUGAACUCUCUUAGAGGAUUCGAAGUUAUAGACGAAAUCAAGGCUAAAUUGGAAGAACAAUGCCCUCAAACUGUGUCUUGUGCUGACAUUGUUGCCCUGGCUGCUCGCGGCUCCACUGUCCUGAGCGGGGGACCAUCCUGGGAGCUUCCCCUGGGGAGGAGAGACUCCAAAACUGCCAGCCUCACUGGGUCAAACACAAAUAUCCCCCCACCAAAUUCAACUCUACAAAACCUGAUAACAAUGUUCAAUCGUCAAGGCCUUGAUGAAGUAGACCUUGUUGCUCUCUCAGGUGGCCAUACAAUUGGGGUGGCGAGGUGUGUGACCUUCAAGCAGAGGCUAUACAACCAAAACGGAAACAACCAACCGGACGAGACACUGGAGAAGACCUACUAUCUUGGCUUGAAAUCAAUCUGUCCAAAAUCUGGAGGGGACAACAACAUUUCGCCUCUGGACUUCAGCUCCCCUGCAAGAUUUGACAAUACCUACUUCAAGCUCCUUAUAUGGGGAAGAGGACUGCUCAAUUCUGAUGAAGUGCUUUUGACAGGGAAUGUUGGGAAGACUAUGGAGCUUGUUAAGAUCUAUGCUGAGGAUGAAAAUCUGUUCUUCAAGCAGUUUGCUAAAUCCAUGAUCAAGAUGGGGAAUAUCAGUCCUCUCACUGGUUUCAGUGGUGAAAUUAGGAAUAAUUGUCAUCGAGUUAAUUAGAAGCUUACCAUGACGGAUGUUGUUAAGUGAUUCCAUAAAAUUUGUCCUUUUUAUUAUUAUUUUGUUAAGUUCGUUGAAGCUAACUAUGCUUUUCUUCGGCAACGAAUGAGUGAAUUAAUAUAUCUCUAUUGUUAAAAAUAAAUGAAUAAAAUUUAA